AUGCUGCUUCAUCUAGGCAGCAAGCCGGUGUUAAUUAUCUCCUCCCCUGAUGCAGCUGAAGAAGUCAUGAAAACACAUGAUUUAAUCUUUGCCAAUAGGCCUAAAGCAGGCUUUGCUGGAAGGCUUCUGUACAAUUUCAAGGACAUAGCGUUUGCUUCCUAUGGUGAGUAUUGGAGGCAGGUAAAAUGCAUAUGUGUACUACAGCUUCUAAGUCACAAGAGGGUUCAGUCAUUUCGAAGCAUAAGGGAAGAAGAGAUUGCACUAUUGUUGGAAACAAUUAGAGAAUCUUGUGCUUCGUCUUCAGUAAUACGUAUAAAUAAAAUUUUGGCAACACUUACUAACAAUAUAGUUUCGAGAGUUGCCACUGGAAAAGAUUACAUCCCAUGGCUUGCAUGGAUAAAUAAUAUCAAUGGCUUGGAAGCAAAGGUGAAAAAAGUGGCCAAAGAUUUCGAUGAAUAUCUGGAAAAACUUCUUGAAGAGGGAGUAAAGAAGCAGGACAAAAGAGGAAACAAGAAUGGUGGUGAUGAGAAACAGCAGCAGAAUCUUGUGGAUGACAUGUUUGUUGGUGGAACUGAUACAACAUCAUCGCUGCUGGAGUGGGAAGAUGAUUUAGAGAAUCUCCAUUACCUAAAAGCAGUAAUAAAAGAGGCUCUUCGUUUGCAUCCACCAGUUCCAUUACUUCUUCCUCGUGAAUCAAGCCAGGCAGUCAAAUUGAUGGGAUACGAUAUAGCUGCCGGCACUCAAGUGAUUAUCAAUGCUUGGGCGAUCGGAAGGGACCCAAAAUUGUGGGAAGCUGCUGAGGAAUUUCGGCCAGAGAGGUUCUUGAAUAGCUCUUUGGACAUUAAAGGGCAAAAUUUUGAGUACAUCCCAUUUGGUUCUGGGAGGAGGAGCUGCCCCGGUUCUGCGUUUUCUAUGGUUACAGCUGAACUUGCACUUGCAAAUUUGAUGUGCAACUUUGAUUUUCAGUUGGUUGGUGGAGCAAGACCAGAAGAUUUGGAUAUGACUGAAGCACAUGGGAUGGUUACACCAAGGAAAGUCCCACUUCUACUAGUUGCAAGUCUACCUAAUUAG
Molecule: messenger RNA, 1071 nt
Organism: Coffea arabica (coffee)
Lineage: Eukaryota; Viridiplantae; Streptophyta; Magnoliopsida; Gentianales; Rubiaceae
Source: RefSeq, a predicted model, not a curated record